Messenger RNA from Rhodamnia argentea, 956 nucleotides. RefSeq names its product NAD(P)H-quinone oxidoreductase subunit S, chloroplastic. The coding region runs from base 105 to 845 and encodes 246 amino acids. The record is from RefSeq and is a predicted model, not a curated record. Gene Ontology annotation, biological process: photosynthetic electron transport chain. The transcript has a single exon. NCBI's taxonomy places the organism in Eukaryota, Viridiplantae, Streptophyta, Magnoliopsida, Myrtales, Myrtaceae.
AAAAAUCAUCCAAUCACGCAGCGACGCUCUUGUGGCCAGGAUUUAAAGGCAAGCUUUCGCCUAUCUCUGUCCUGUUUCAUCUGCCUCUUGCUCAGCCAUCAACAAUGGCGUCCACUCUCCCCAACCUCCACCCUCCUUCCCUCAAGUCUGGAUUCCUCGGCCGUGCCGCCCGCCUCAACAAGCCAUCGGUCGCAUUUCCGACGCACAGCCUGUCGACGAUUCAAUCGAGACCGUGCGCUAAGUUCGACCUCUCCGAGAUACUUGGCGGGCGAGGCAUCUGCAAUGGCGAGAAGGGCAUUGAGCAAGAGCUCAAGCGAACCCUCGGAGAACCGACCCCAUCGUCUGACGUCGAAAAGCCCGCGGGAGUCGAAGAGCCGUCCAUGUCUUCAGGUGGUAGAAAGCCCGCCGGAGGUGCGGCAUCAGUGGUGGAGAGCGUCCCUGAAGAUGCUUUCGAGAAGGAACUCAUGGGGUUGACUGGAGGAUUCCCCGGUGGCGAGAAGGGACUGCAGUCUUUCAUCGAAAAGAAUCCGCCGCCACCGAAGAAAUCUCCUGAGAAGGCAAGCGCGGCGGCAGUGCCAAGCUUGAAGAAGCCGAACGCACCGGAGCUGCCGCUUCUGAUGCCCGGAAUGAUUGCACUCGUGAAGAACCCGAACAAUCCGUAUUACAUGUACUGCGGGAUCGUGCAGAGGAUCACUGAUGGAAAAGCUGGAGUGUUGUUUGAAGGAGGGAAUUGGGAUCGGUUGAUAACUUUCAAUUUGGACGAGCUAGAGAGGAGAGAGAAAGGACCUCCCAUGAAGAACCCUAAGUCUGUGAUCAUUGAGACUCUACUUCAGAAGGAACCUUGAAUUUCAGUUCUUCAACAUCUCUGCUUGAUUAUGUCUGUAUAUUACUGACAAUAUCAUGUAGUUCUUCGCGGUUCCAAAUUGGAAAUAUAUCUGUCUCCGAGUGUUCCCAAA